AUGGCAGAUACGAUAGUAGCAACAUCGACGUUGAAGUUGUACUUCGAUACCCUCGGUGCUUCUUUAGGCCCAAUGGGCCUGUCGAAACCGUUUUUGCUCAUGAGUCCCCGAACUUCUUUGGGAUUGUCUUCAGAGCUGCGCUCGGAGGAAAAGGUUUUUAAUCAAACAUUUUGGAGUCUAGGCCUUUCAGUAUCGGUGGGCUCCGGGGAUUUGGCCGACCCUGGAGUUGUAGGAAUCCACCUUCUUGUUGUUGGCUUCGAUGUUCAUUUCUGCGAGUAUUUUUCCGGGAUGAUUCAGGCUCAACUCUGCUGGGAGCACGUCUUUGGUUCUGCAUUUGCGCUAUCGCUGCCUGCUGAGCCUGCAACAUUUCAAAGAUCACCCAUUCACGCCGUAAUAUCCGACUGGUCGCGGAUAUUACGGCAUUCUAUUGGUCGUGCUCGAUUGCCCGACAAUGUUCUCCGAAGUCUUUCAGGAUUUGGAUCGAUCUCGAAUCAUGACCCCGAUAUUCUCGAGGNUACUCCAUUGAGAUUGAGAAAACGAUUUGAACCAAUACGAAGGGGUUCUAGCGAACCUAUGACUAUAACGGUGGCUCCGCUUGAAAGUGCAGGAUGGGCUGGAAAUUCAAAACUCUUUCGAGAAUAUAUAGGUGCAGAAUCAACCUCAGUGAAGCUAACUGACGUACCAAUAAACUCCAACGUCGAGUUCCAUUUCAUAUUAGCAUUUGCCAUUGACUAUGAUUAUGACAACUCAAAACCUUCACCUACAAAUGGAAAAUUCAACAUUUUUUGGGAAAACAAUCACCUUAACCCUAAAGAAAUUGCCUCAAUAAAAUCUCGUCACACAAAUGUAAAAAUAGCUGUCAGUUUGGGAGGUGACACAGUUGGUAACAACAAGCAAGUUUAUUUUAAACCUAAGUCCAUUAAUUCUUGGGUCGAUAACGCGGUCUCUUCGUUAUCGUCUAUGAUCGAAGAGUACAACAUCGAUGGAAUCGACAUUGAUUACGAACAUUUUUCAGACACGGACACUAAUAUAUUUGCAGAAUGUAUAGGACAACUCGUGACAAAGCUAAAGAAAAAUGGAAAAAUACAAUUUGCUUCAAUUGCUCCGUUUGAAGAUAGUGUUGUCCAAAGUCAUUAUAUGACUUUAUGGAAAAAAUAUGAGCAAGUUAUUGACUAUGUUAAUUUCCAAUUUUAUGCGUAUAACAAGAUUGAUGUGUCGAAAUUUGUAAGGAAUUUUAAUGAACAAGCUUCGAAUUAUAAAGGAGGUCAGAUUUUGGCUAGUUUUGUAAAUAAAGGUGGUGGCUUGGGACCUAAAGAUGGAUUUUUUGAAGCUUGUAAAGAAUUGAAAGGACAAGGGAAACUUGGUGGGAUAUUUGUAUGGUGUGCAGAUGAAUCAACAAAAACUGGGUUCAAGUAUGAGAAAAUGUCUCAGAAUUUAUUAGCCUCUUCUUGA
Molecule: messenger RNA, 1452 nt
Organism: Nicotiana tabacum (common tobacco)
Lineage: Eukaryota; Viridiplantae; Streptophyta; Magnoliopsida; Solanales; Solanaceae
Source: RefSeq, a predicted model, not a curated record